Messenger RNA from Prionailurus viverrinus (fishing cat), 2184 nucleotides. It is a transcript of the gene STRADB, whose product is annotated as STE20 related adaptor beta. The coding region runs from base 271 to 1518 and encodes 415 amino acids. Gene Ontology annotation, biological process: protein phosphorylation. Gene Ontology annotation, molecular function: ATP binding; protein serine/threonine kinase activator activity; protein kinase activity. Lineage: Eukaryota; Metazoa; Chordata; Mammalia; Carnivora; Felidae. The transcript has 12 exons. The record is from RefSeq and is a predicted model, not a curated record.
CUGGGGCAGAGUUCCAGGCCCGCAGCCCCAGUCCGGGUCGUGCCGCCUUGCUGCGCCCCGCCGCCCGCGCUGGGAGCGGGUCUUGUGCGCUCGCCGUGCCCCUCGGCCAGCUGGGCUCCCGGGGCCAGCAGGCCUCGCACCGCUGGCCGCCUGAGGAGAAUCGCUGGUUGUGGUCGCCGCCAGGGAUAUCUCUUCACCUUGAAGAUAAAGCAAAAAUCUUUUUCUGAAAUAGAUGGAUUUUUGUUACUUCCUGUGAACUAAAACGAUUCAAUGUCUCUUUUGGAUUGUUUCUGCACUUCACGAACACAAGUUGAAUCACUCAGACCUGAAAAACAGUCUGAGACCAGUAUCCAUCAACACUUGGUUGAUGAGCUACCCUUUUCCCAGUUGCCUUCAUCCACUAGAGCCAAGGAUGUGAUCUGUUCCACCAAUGUUUCUCACUAUGAACUCCAAGUGGAAAUUGGAAGAGGAUUUGACAACUUGACUUCUGUUCAUCUUGCCCGGCAUACUCCUACAGGAACACUGGUGACUAUAAAAAUUACAAAUCUGGAAAACUGCACUGAUGAACGCCUGAAAGCUUUACAGAAAGCAGUGAUUUUGUCCCACUUUUUCCGGCACCCCAAUAUUACAACCUAUUGGACUGUUUUCACUGUUGGCAGCUGGCUUUGGGUUAUUUCUCCAUUUAUGGCCUAUGGUUCAGCAAGUCAGCUCUUGAAGACUUACUUUCCUGAAGGAAUGAGUGAAACUUUAAUAAGAAACAUUCUCUUUGGAGCAGUGAGAGGGUUGAGCUAUCUGCACCAAAAUGGCUGCAUUCACAGGAGUAUUAAAGCCAGCCAUAUCCUCAUUUCUGGUGAUGGCCUAGUGACCCUCUCUGGCCUGUCCCACCUGCAUAGUUUGGUUAAGCAUGGACAGAGGCAUAGGGCUGUGUAUGAUUUCCCACAGUUCAGCACAUCAGUGCAGCCGUGGCUGAGCCCAGAACUACUGAGACAGGAUUUACAUGGAUAUAAUGUAAAGUCAGAUAUUUACAGUGUUGGGAUUACAGCAUGUGAAUUGGCCAGUGGGAAGGUACCUUUCCAGGACAUGCAUAGGACUCAGAUGUUGUUACAGAAGCUGAAAGGUCCUCCUUACAGCCCAUUGGAUGUCAGUAUCUUCCCUCAAUCAGAAUCCAGAAUGAAGAAUUCCCGAUCAGGUGUAGACUCUGGGAUUGGAGAAAGUGUACUUGUCUCCAGUGGAACUCAAACAGUAAAUAGUGACAGAUUGCAAACUCCAUCCUCAAAAACUUUCUCUCCUGCCUUCUUUAGCUUGGUACAGCUCUGUUUGCAACAAGAUCCUGAGAAAAGACCAUCUGCAAGCAGUUUAUUAUCCCAUGUGUUCUUCAAACAGAUGAAAGAAGAAAGCCAGGACUCAAUACUUACACUGUUGCCUCCUAAGCCAUCAAUAGCACUGUCUCCAGUGUCACGUUGGACUGAGCCGGAAUGUGAUUUUCCUGAUGAAAAAGACUCAAACUGGGAAUUCUAGGGCUGCCAAAUCCUGUAUGUCCUAGAUACUUGACACUUUCUCUCUGCUACUUUUCUUCUGUAUUGCUAGGUACAAAUACUAGAAUUAUACUUGAAAAUACCAUUGUUGCACUGGAGAAUCUAUUGUUUAAAACCACUCUGUUCAAAGAAGCAUGAGUUUAUAUCCUCUUUGGUUAACUCACAGUUCUAUUACAACUCCAGAAAAACUUCAGAAUUAUGAAUCUAGUUACAUUUAGUGUCCUUUGUUCUCAUUUUUUUCCCCAAGCUGUGACUAAUUCCUCUUCUUGAUCUUUGAAUUUAAGUUUUGAGCCAUUUAAUUUUUUCAGCAUUUUGUUGCCCUCAGGGGAAUGAGCCCUCAGAGGACAGUGCUUCCAAGUACACUUUUUACUUCCAGAUUCUCUAGCCUUUUUGAUCAGCUAGCUACUAAACAGGCUAGUUUAUCCUGGCAUCAAAACCCUUUUUUGGUAGAAGGGAAAAUGUUUAUACUUCCCAUAUUAUUCUGUUAAAUAUCAAACUGAGCCUCACUCACAUUAAAUGAUAAAGAAGUUGUAAUUUGUGCUUUUUUUUUCAUUUUUAAGAGGCUAAAGUGACACUUUUCUACUUAUGUAAGUUAUAGAUCCUAAAUUCAUGCACCCUGUGGGAGCUCAAUAAAGAUUUAUUAAAUUGA